Cinclus cinclus is the source of this 15967-nucleotide messenger RNA. RefSeq names its product HECT domain E3 ubiquitin protein ligase 4 (gene HECTD4). Lineage: Eukaryota; Metazoa; Chordata; Aves; Passeriformes; Cinclidae. The transcript has 76 exons. Bases 1 to 13335 code for a protein of 4444 amino acids. The record is from RefSeq and is a predicted model, not a curated record. Gene Ontology annotation, molecular function: ubiquitin-protein transferase activity.
AUGGGGUCCCCGGCGGCCGCCUCGGCGGCCGCGGCCACCGACUCGGCGCAGUGGCUGUCGGUGAAGGAGGAGACCAUCUUCCUGCACGACGGGCUGAUCCGGGUCACCGACCUGGCCGAGCUGCCCAGCGAGAUCAUUGGGGUGGCCGAGCCCGGCGACACCGAGCUGGAGAUCCUGACCUUCGAGACCAAGAACCCGACGGAGCUGGCGGAGCGCCUGCGCUCGGUGUGCGGGAACCAGAGCAACGCGUACGCGCGGCUGCUGGAGUACCGGCUCAAUGCCCUGCGCGGGCUCUGGAACGCGCAGCGCCAGCUGGCCCUGGAGGAGCAGCACGACCGAGAGAGCUCCGGGGAUGAGGAGGCGCUGGCGCUGCUCAAACGCCAGGGGUUGUUACAGCAACCGGAGCAGGCUCCCUUCACCUCCCGCAUGGGGCUGCUGCUGGUGUUCCCGCUGAUCCAGUCGCAGAGCAGAACGGACCCUGCUCUGUGUAACAUCACUGCUGAGGUGCUGCUGAAUUGCCUUCGGGACUGCCAGCCCCUGAGCCUGACCAAGGAACCGGCUGAUUGCCUCAAUGGGAUCGAGGCCCUGCUCUGCUCCUGGCUGGAGGACGCGGCGCCCUCCGGCCAGCACAUCCCCUACAAGCAGAAGGAAAAUGCUGCUGCUGCUCUGGUUGCCUUGGCUUGUGCAAGAGGGUCGCUGAAAACCUUUGUUCAUACAGUGCAUCUAUUACAGAAACAGACUGAGCUGGGGUCCCUGCCUGUGGCUGAUGUUCUCUACAGGUUGUUGCUUUUGGAGGGAGGCCCUGGAUCCCCCUCCUGCCUGCUUGGAGGGAAGCACAUCGUGUCCUGGGGCUUUGAGGACAUGUUACCUGCCCCUGAUGCCAACACUGGUGCCAGCAGUGAGAAUAAAGAUGCAGACCUGGGCCGGUGCCUUGCAGCCGAUGGGCUCUACCUGUACACGACCAAUUCCGUGGGCAGGGGGAUCAGCAAACUGGGAUCAGGAUUGCAUGGGACUCUGAGGGGGUUUGUGUACUGCCGGAACGAGGAGCUGGAGACGGGCUGGGUGGCUUUUGGCAAUGGCAAACUCCUCCAUCGGCCCGUGUCCUUUGAUAGCAAACCUCACUACCUGUUCCAGCUCGUGGAUCAACAUACCCUGCAGGUAUGUCAGAUAAUCCCAAUGCCAGUAAAUCACUUCCCAGUUGGCAGCACUAUGACCACCGUGCAUCUUUCUUCAGAUGGCACCUUUUUCUACUGGAUUUGGUCACCUGCAAGCCUCAAUGAAAAAACCCCCAAAGGCCACUCUGUCUUUAUGGAUAUUUUUGAAAUUAUAGUAGAAAAUGGCAUUUGUAUAGCAAAUCCUCUACAGGAAAGAAUAAUCCUGAUGAGGAAAGAGGGGGAAUCUGCCAAGAGCAUCAAUGAGAUGCUGCUGAGCCGCCUGUCCCGGUACCGUGCCUCUCCCUCGGCCACCCUCGCUGCUCUCACAGGCUCCACCAUCUCCAACACCCUCAAGGAGGACCAGGCAGCUGCCAACACGAGCUGUGGGCUGCCCCUGAAGAUGCUGAGGAAGACCCCAAUCUACACGUGUGGGACAUACCUGGUGAUGCUGGUACCUCCCCCGGGGGGCUCGGGCAGCUCGGCCACGCGCUCGCUCUUCGGGGGCACCAGUGCUUUGUCCUCCUUAAAAAUUCUUGCCUCUAGCCUGGUGUUCAACAUCUCAGAUGGGCAGUUCACCAGCAGGGCAGAUCUCAUCGAUGCUGCGGGCAGCUCGCUCGGACGGGGAGCUCUGGUGCCAGGGCUUGGUGCCUGUUAUGAUACAAUGAAUAACAUGAUCUGGACGUGCUCCAAUGAUUAUAUUGAUCAGUGGUGCAAUCCUGGGAACCAGGCAUUCCACUGUGUGUGCCAGAGACUGGGAGUGAGUCACAUCAUCACAGAGCCCAAAGGGGAUGCAACAACCACAAAUGAGGUCAUUAACCAGUUACUGCACCAUGUUGGUGCCAUGUGCAUCCACCAACUCAACCUCCUGGCAGCCAGCAGCAACCUCCCCAUCAGCAAUUUCUUGGGCAAGCAGCAUCCCAUUGAGGCCCAUCAUCUGAGCAGCAUCUGUGACAUUAUGGAGAAGGCCAUGGUCAAUGGAGACACCUGCAUCAUCCGCUGCAUCCUCGUUGUCUUCCAGGUGGUUUUUAAAUUUUUCUUCAGCCCCCAAACUGAAAGGAACAGAGACAUUGUCAGAAGGUCUGGGCUGUUACUGUGGCAGUUAUUGAUGGCCCCAAGAGAUCAGAUCUGCUCUGAAAUCCAGAAGGAAGUUUGUCUGGCUAUUAGCUCUGGUUUGAAUAUCCUGUAUCCCGGAGAAGCAGAAAUCAAUAAUUUAUUGAAAUUGGUCUUAACUGAAGGAGAGAGGAACAGUGGCCUCUCCCAGCUCCGGGAUGUUAUCCUGACCAAUUUAGCUGAGCAGCUGCAGAACAACAGAUUUGGAAGUGAAGAUGAUGAUCAUUAUAGACUCAAUGAUGAGCUCUUGCACUACAUCCUCAAGAUUGUUGUCCGAGAAUCUUGUGUCUUAAUCACCAAGUGCCAAACUGUAUCUAAAGAUGACUUUCAAAGGCUUCUUUCAACUGUGCCUGCUGCGUCCUCGUGCUUGCGGUACCUGAUGGCUGUGCAGAACCACCUCCUCAGUAACACUGUUUUGAUUAAACCUGAUGACAAUGAUGACAGUGACAGCUCCUUGCAGGGAGAGACAUUGAAGGUACAGGAACUCAAGACCAGCAUUUUGUCUCUUGCCACACAAAUUCUGACAGGAUGUGAUGAAGUCUUAGAAAUGCUGCAACAAGUCACUACAGCACUAAUUAACAGUGACAUUUCUGACAGGGAACAAAGGUUAAAAGGCCUGGAGCAGAUCACAAAGGCCACCAUGCUUGGCCACCUGCUGCCUGUGCUGCUGACAUCCCUGAUGCACCCAAACCUGCAGACCCUGACCAUGGCUGAUGCCCUGAUGCCUCAGCUGGUGCAGCUGGUCCUUUACACCAGCCAGACUGCACUGCUGCUUAAAACCCAGUCUCCAGUUUUCUCAGAACUGAACAGUUCUCCCAGUUGUGCUCCAGAGCAGAAAGGGAAGCAGUUACCUGAUGAGAGGAUGCUGGAAGAGAAGGAAGAGCCAGGAUUCCUGACUGGUUUGAAGAUCCCUGCUCCCUGGGCUGCUGGGAAGACUGUGGAGACAGUGCAUCCUGUCAGGGAUAAUUAUAAAUUUAAGGAAACUGUCCACAUUCCAGGAGCCCGCUGUUUGUAUCUUAGAUUUGACAACAGAUGCUCCUCCCAGUAUGAUUAUGACAAGUUGGUGAUCUAUGCUGGUCCUAGCACAAACAGUAGGAAGGUUGCUGAGUAUGGAGGCAAUACACUGGGAUAUGGCAGCCGUAGUGUCUUAGGAACGGGGUGGCCCAAGGACUUAGUGAAGUGUUUGUCUCCAUUAUUAAAUAGAUUUUCUUUUUUUUUUUUUUCCCUCCACUUUUUCUGCCGUGGAUAUUUGAAGGUGGAAGGAGACACAGUCACGUUCUCCUUUGAAAUGCGGAGUGGGCGGGAGCACAACACUCCGGACAAAGCCAUGUGGGGCUUUGCCUGCACUGUUCGAGCACAGGAAUCCUCAGAGGAUGUGUCAGGAGGUUUGCCAUUCCUGGUUGACCUGGCCCUGGGCCUCUCUGUGCUGGCCUGUUCCAUGCUGAGGAUCUUGUACAACGGGCCAGAAAUUACCAAAGAUGAAGAAACCUGUCAAGAGCUCUUAAGAUCUAAACUCUUACAAAGGUGCCAGUGGCAGGUGGAAGCCAACGGGGUCAUAUCUCCAGCCCUUACUCCAAGCCCUUCUCCAUUGCCUCUCACCAUAGAGGAGGACAGGGAAUUCACAUAUCCCUCUGAUGUGCUCGUGCCUCCUGUUGGACACUACUUUGAUCUGCCCAGGAUUAGGCUGCCCCCAGGAAUCAUGAUCAAGCUCAGGGAAAUUUCUGGACGUGCUCGGCCUCAAUUUAGACCCAGUAUAAAGGAAGUGAUCCAGCCAGAAGUCAUGGAGGAGAUGGUGGUUUCAUGUGUGAUUAAACAUCUCAAUUUGGUUGAUGCUCUCCAGUCCCUGAUAAAUUUCCAAUAUCAGGAGGAACACGCUGAAGAAUAUGAUUUACUUUGUAAAAUUAUGGGAGAGACCUUUAAGAAGCUGAAUGCCAUGGAGAGACAACUGCAGAGUGUGGCUGAGCUGGAGCAGAAGUGGCAGAACGAGGUGGAGGAUGCCAUGCACGGAAAGCUGGAGAACAAUGUCCCCUUUUUUUAUGAUUAUCACUUCAACGAGAGCAAGAUGAAGGAGCUGGAGCUUCUGUGUUCAAUGAAGGAAGUUUCUUUUGAUGGGAGUGAUCUUGAGAACGUGGUUCUGGCAUUAAGGGAGAAGUUUUUCCAAGAGGUGAAUUCACUGAUCCAGAAGACCUCUCAUCCCUUAGCAAAGACAAAAACCUUGGUGAAGAGCUUGAUGAACAGAGCAGAGCUGUUGUUGCAUGUGACCAUUGCAGCACAGUCUGGAAUCACAAGGAGCAUAUCUGGGACCCCUGCAGAGACUCCAGCCUGUAAAUCAGCCUCUGAGACCAAGGUGAUCUCCCACGCCGUGCGCCAGCCCGUGUUCCUGCGCAGCAUGUCCGCCCCAUCCGACCUGGAGAUGAUUGGCAACGAGGACAUCGAGUUUGCCCGGGCCAGCCAGAGGCGCCGGCACGUCACCAGCCACAGGAGCAGCUCCUUCACCCUGCUCCAGUCCCUGGCCAUCGAGGACAGCAGGGACAAACCCACCUACAGUGUCCUGCUAGGGCAGCUCUUUGCUUUCAUCGGGACAAACCCCGACCAAGCCGUGUCCAGCAGCAGCUUCCUGCUGGCUGCCCAGACCCGCUGGAGACGUGGGAACACCAGGAAGCAGGCCCUGGUGCACAUGAGGGAGCUGCUGACGGCCGCCGUGCGCGUCGGGGGCGUCACCCACCUGGUGGGCCCCGUGACAAUGGUGCUGCAGGGAGGGCCAAGGAUUGAAGAGCUGACGUGUGGUGGGAUGGUGGAGCAGGUGCAGGAGGCUUUUGGAGAGACGAUGACAUCGGUGGUGUCCCUGUGUGCCCGGUACCCCAUCGCCUGUGCCAACAGCAUUGGUCUCUUGUGCACCAUUCCCUACACCAGGAGUGAGGAGAAGUGCCUGGUGCGUAGUGGCCUGGUCCAGCUCAUGGACCGGCUCUGCAGCCUGAGCAGCCAGACAGAGUCCAGCUCAAAUGAAAAACAGACCAAGAAACAGAAGGUGGCCACCAUGGCUUGGGCUGCCUUCCAGGUGCUGGCCAACCGCUGUGUGGAGUGGGAAAAGGAAGAAGGGGGUUCCACAGAUGCUGUUCACUCUGGGCUGGCCAGGCAGGUCUCCAGCCUCCUCACCAACCACCUGGCCAGAGCCACUGAGUGCUGUGGCAACCAGGCUGCAGGGAAUGAUGCACUGCAGGAUGUCCUCAGCCUUCUGAAUGACCUCUCAAGGAGUCAUAUAGGUAAAGCCAUCCUGAGCCAGCCAGCCUGUGUGUCCAAGCUUUUGUCCCUUCUCUUGGAUCAGCGUCCUUCUCCAAAGCUGGUGCUUAUAAUCCUGCAGUUGUGUCGUGCUGCCCUGCCUCUCAUGAGUGUUGAGGACUGUGGAAAUGUGGAAUUGCCUCCCUGGAGUUACUCAGUGCCCUCUCUGAACAGUGAGCAGGAUGAUCCCAGUGACCCAGCCUCCAAGAUUGCCUCCCUGCUGCUGGCAAAGCUGGCAGAUUAUGUCGUGCCAGGCUGCCAGACAGUCCUUUCUCCAACUGCCUCUGAGCCAGAUACUACCUUGGCAAAAGCCAGCCCUAAAAAUUCCAUGAAAGGUGAUAAAGAUCCUGGAGAAGAAAGUGAGGCAGUGGAUGGUAAACUCUCUAUUUUUAUCCAUAAAAGAGAAGAUCAGUCCUCUCAUGAAGUCCUUCAGCCUUUACUAAGUAGCUCAGAAGGUCGCCCAUUCCGACUGGGAACUGGAGCCAACAUGGAGAAGGUGGUGAAGAUGGAUCGGGACAUGACAAAAAGUGGCUGCUGUGAAGUCAUCACAGAAGAAGCUGCUGCAGCUCUCAGAAAGGCAACCAAAUGGGCACAAUCUGGGCUAAUAGUGAGUGUGGGGCCACCCAUAGAGACUGUCAAUCCAGAGAGCACCAGUGGCUUGUCCACUGGGGACAAAAAGAAGACUGCACAAACUUCCAUUUGCAGGGAGAGGAAUUCAGAGCUCGCCAGGACGGAUCCAGUGAGGCCGUUCAUCAGCGGGCACGUGGCAAACAGCAUGGCAGCAGAGGUGAUUGCCCUGCUGCAUAGCCUGCUCAUGGCCCCAGAGUCCAAUGCAGCCCAGAUCUGGACAACAACUGCUGAAAAAGUUCUGUCUCGGGCUCUGAUGUACAUUCCACAGCUUGGGAAAUAUGCAGAGAGCAUUUUGGAGAAUGGGAGUAGCAGUGGAAGGAAACUGGCUAAACUUCAAAGGAUUGCUCGGCAGGCAGUGGCUGCCCUGUGUGCUCUGGGUGGCUUUAAGGAGACAAUUAAAAUAGGUUCUGAAGUUCAGGUUUUAGGCAAAGGAAUAGCAGGAAGCAUUGGAGUUGUGGCAUCUAUUAAUGAGCAAGAAGGUAUAGCCACGGUCAAAUUCCCACCCACCACUAUAGACACUAGAAAGACCUCCCAGGCAUCAGACACUUUAACUAUUCCAUUAUCUAGGCUCUGUGUUCCAAGAUCUGAGGCAUUGCCUCUUCAUAAACUGUCCAUUACUGAGAAGGUAGUACAGGCAGUCCAGUCCAUGUUGCUCCCUCAGGAGGGAAGUCUCUCUAUUCACACCUCACUUCCUGCAACAGGAGAUGGCUCAACCCCAGUAAUGGCAGUGGUCCGGCUCCUUGCUGAAAUAAGAACCAGAGCAUGCCUGGUGAUGGCUCAGUUGUUGGAAGACAGCUCAUUCUGUGAAGAAUUCAUUCAACAGUGCCCAGCUGCUGUGGAAGUUUUGAAUUUGGUGGCCCAGGAGUGCAGCCCUGGGGAGAGGCUCGUGGUUGUGGAGAUGCAGUGUGAGAGGUUACGGAUGUUGUACCGGGACUGUGCUCGGCCCCCUCCUCCUCCCCUGCAGGCAGACAGGAGACAGCCCAAAGAAAUCACGUGGAGCCCAUCCAGGGUGUUCCCUCCAGUGAGAGCCUGCAUGUUCUCCUCACACCUCACUGCUGUGACCUUCCUGGCUGAUCCCAGUGCAGGUGGGGGACUUCCUCGGGGCACCUUUAUCUAUGCCACCUCCCCAGUGCCAGUACAGGCACCGUCAUUCUACUGGGAAAUUGAAGUGGUUUCCUACGGAGAUACAGAUGAUGACACUGGGCCAAUAGUUUCCUUUGGAUUUGCCACAGAGGCUGAAAAACGGGAUGGGGCUUGGACAAACCCAGUGGGCACCUGCCUCUUUCACAACAAUGGGCGAGCAGUGCAUUACAAUGGCUCCAGCCUGCUGCAGUGGAAGAGUGUCAGACUGGAUGUGACUCUUUCCCCUGGUGAUGUAGCAGGAAUUGGAUGGGAAAGAACAGAAGGAACUCCUCCUCCUCCAGGGCAGCCAGCAAAGGGCAGAGUGUAUUUUACAUAUUGUGGGCAGAGACUUGUGCCCUACUUAGAGGAUGUGUCUGGUGGAAUGUGGCCAGUUGUCCACAUUCAGAAAAAGAACACCAAGGUGCGGGCGAACUUCGGCUCGCGGCCGUUCGCCUACGCCGAGGGCCAGGCUCACCGCAACGCAGCCGACCUGUGCCUCGACCUGGCCGAGGAGAUCAGUGCCAACUUCGAGGCCUUGCCCUUUGCCAUGGCCUCUGACAGUGACAAUGAUGCUGGCACAAGCAUUGCCUCGGACCCUGGCACCCACGGGCCCCCCUGCAGGAUCGCCGCCGUCGCCACGGCUCAGCAACAGUACGACAGUGACACAUCCUGCCACUAUAAAAUGGAGCUGAGCUAUGAGAACUUCAUCACCUCAGGCCCUGAUCCUCACCCCCCUCCUAUUGCAGAUGAUGAAAGUGAUGACGAUGAUGAUGAUGAUAUUCCCAGGGAGGAUCACUAUGCCCUCUUGGUCAAAGCCUGGGAGACCAAAGUUUUCCCUACAAUUAGAAGAAGAUUCCGUAAUGAGGCUGAGAGGAAGUCUGGGCUGGAUCAGAUUAAAGGAGCUUUACAAUUAGGAAUGGUAGAUAUAGCAAGGCAAACUGUGGAAUUCCUGUAUGAGGAAAACGGGGGCAUCCCAAGGGAUCUCUACCUUCCCACCAUCGAGGAUAUCAAAGAUGAAGCAAACAAAUUCACAAUUGAUAAAGUACGGAAAGGUCUCACCGUGGUGACUCGCUCUCCUGACAGCAACAACGUCACCAGCAGCGCUGUUGGAACAGCUCUGCCCAAAUUUGCCAUUCGGGGCAUGCUGAAGACAUUUGGCCUUCAUGGGGUUGUUCUGGACGUGGACUCAGUGAAUGAACUGGUGCAAGUAGAGACCUAUCUGCGGAGCGAGGGGGUCCUGGUGAGGUACUGGUACCCCAUUGACAUGUUGGAAAGGCCACCUGCAGGAUACAGGAGGACUGCAACCAAUGGAUUGGUCACCCUGGAUAACACCAACAUCCAAAUUCACAGGGAGCUGUUGAGGAGUGAAGCUGCCCUGGCCAAGCUUUACUGUCGCAUGGCUCUGCUCAAUAUUUUUGCUCCCAAAUCUCCCCACAUGUUCACCCGGCUGUUCCACAUUCCUGCCAUCCGGGAUAUCACCCUGGAGCACCUGCAGCUGCUCUCCAACCAGCUUCUUGCACCACCUCUUCCUGAUGGAACCAUCAGCUCGAGCUCCAUUCUCCUGGCUCAGUCCCUGCAGCACUGCAUCCAUUCCCAGACCUGUGCUGCCACAGACCUCUUCUACCAGGGUAAUUCCCAGGCCAUCAGGGAGUGGCUCACUGUGGCCAUCACUCGGACACUGCAUCAGGGAGAGGAGAGUCUGCUGGACCUCACCAAACAGAUCUGCUCCUUUCUGCAGGCAGCACCAGAACAAUUUCCUGCUGAAGAAUUCCCAAUUUCCGAAUCCAAAGUCAACAUGGAUGUGAAUUUUCCUGGGGCUGCUUUUGUGAUUGUGUCCUGCAAGGAAAGUCAGUCUGGCUUCCGAAAAGACUCGUCCCUGUACAAGGCCCCCUGGGCUCGGGUGCUGGUCUAUGGGCUGGGGCACAAGGUGAAGAGGAACGGGCAGCUGAACCUGAUCGAGGCCGUGUGCUACCCCCGCGACGCCUCCCCCACCAACACCGGCCUCACACCACCCCCCACCACCAACCAGUACCCGGCUGUGAUCACCCCCACAGACAGGGUGCACAUCAAACUGGGAGUGUCUCCUCCUCCUGGAGCUGUAUUGGUCUUGCAUUCCCUGCCCCUGGAAUUCCCCCUAGCAAUGGCAUUCACAGAACAGCUCUUAACCUGGAAAUUAGAAGAUGGGGAUGGAAAAUCCGAAGAUGAACUGGAUAGUAUUCCUGCCUCAGUUCUCUUGCAAGUAGUGGAAUUUUUAGGCAACUUCCUCUGGACAACUGACAUGGCAGCAUGUGUGAAGGAAUUGAUCUUUCACCUCCUGGCCGAGCUGCUUCGCAAAAUCCACAAUCUGGAGCAGAAGAAGAAUCCAGCAGGAUUGUCCUCAUCCAUCGCCCUGCAGCUCAACCCCUGCCUGGCCAUGCUCAUGGCCCUGCAGUCAGAGCUGCACAAGCUCUAUGAUGAGGAAACCCAGAACUGGGUGUCUGGGAAUGCCUGUGGUGGCUCUGGGGUUGGAGUGUCCGACCACGGAAGAUUCUCCACGUACUUCCAUGCCCUGAUGGAAGUGUGCCUGGCCGUGGCAGAAGUCACCUUGCCCAUCAAUAUGAGCGUGACAGCCAAUGUGAUCUCAUCCACCAGUGCCCCAAAUCUUAGUGACUCCUCCUCCUCAUCCUCAUCUUCCCCAGGGCAGACACCACAGAGCCCGAGCUUGCUGUCCAAGAGGAAAAAAGUCAAAAUGAAGAGGGAAAAAACCUCAUCUUCUGGGAAGAGGGCUUCAUCCAGGGCGGCCGAGACAGACGCGGCACUCCUCAGCAUCGGGGGCAGCAAGCCUGAGGACAUGCUGUGGUUCCACAGAGCUCUGACCCUGCUCAUAAUCCUCAGGCACCUGACAAAGAAGGACCCCCAGGGGCUGGGUGUGACCAACGAUGCCGUGGCUGACGCCUGCCAGGCCCUGGUGGGACCCACUGCCCACAGCCGCCUGCUCGUCAUCUCCGGCAUCCCCACCCACCUGGAGGAGGGCACGGUCAGGAACGCCAUCAGGAAAGCCUGCAACGCCCACGGCGGGGUGUUCAAGGAUGAAAUCUACAUCCCUUUGCAGGAAGAGGAUCCCAAAAAAACCAAGGACAAAGCGGAAGGAGGCGAGUGCAGGACGGAGCUGGAAAAGCCGACGGUUUCCAGCAGCGCCGACAGUUUGGACGUCAGCAGCUCCAGCAGCGUCACCCCCGCCAUGAGCGUCAGCGCCUCGGCCUCCACGAGCCAGGCUUCCCUCUGCAGCUCCCAGGGAAUAUCCCGCACUGUCAGUGACAUCUCCGUGGACCAGUUCCAAGCAGGGCUGGAGCUGGCCAUCCCACCCGGAUUGCUGGAGCAGCCUCAUGUAGUGUCCAGCCAGGAGAGUUUAGAUCUUUCCCACUGCAGCACGGGAAGCCUGGGCAGCCUGGGCAGCCUCGGGGAGCCGCUGGACAACGUGGAAACGGCCUCGGUGUCGGACGUGGGCUCCAUGUACACGGUGACAUCUCUGGACAAUCAGCCCCUGCUGGCACGGCCCAUCAAGGGAUUCGCUGUGGUGGAGAUAAGGUCAAGAGCUAAAAUAGAGAAAAUCCGAGCCAGCCUCUUCAACAGCAGUGACCUCAUUGGCUUGUCCAGCCUGGAUGGGGAGGAUGAGCUCAUGGAGAUGUCAACUGAAGAGAUUUUAACUGUUUCCACUGUAAAUCAGAGUUUGUUUGACACCCAGGGGAGCCCAGCACUAGAAGAUUAUUUCAAUGAUAAGUCAAUAAAAGGUGAAAAACUGGUCCCAGGCGCUCGGGAAGUUCUCACAGAGAUCUUUAAAAGCUGUGUCCAUUCAGAACAAAUGCUGAGCCUGACCCCAGCCAAGCCCAUCAAGGUGGCUGACAUUUACCUCAGCAAGGAGCAGAUCAAUUCCCAAACUCCUGGGAACCUUCUCCACAUCUUCUUCACCAAUGUCCGCCCUCCCAAGAAGGUGCUGGAGGACCAGCUGACCCAGAUUUUAAGGAAAUAUGGAGUUCCCAAGCCUAAAUUUGACAAGAGCAAGUACAACAAGGCAGGCAAGGAGCAGCACCCAGUGAAGGUGGUGAGCACCAAGCGUCCGGUCACCAAACCCCCCACCAAAGAGAAAUCCAUGCUCAACAGUGUCAGCCGAACAGCCUUAAGUGAGAAGAAACCCACUGUAAAACCCAAGUCUCCUGAGAAGAGCAAACCUGAGGAGAAGGACCCUGAGAAGUCUCCCACAAAGAAACAGGAAGUUCCUGAGGAGAAGUAUCUGACCCUGGAUGGAUUUCAGCGCUUCGUGGUGGAUCGCUCCAAGCAGGACAUCCGGAGCGUGUGGAGAGCCAUCCUGUCCUGUGGCUACGACCUGCACUUCGAGAGGUGUGCCUGCAUCGACGCCAGGCACGCGCAGAAGGCGUCGCGCAAGUGGAGCCUGGAGAUGGACGUGGCCCUGGUGCAGUACAUCAACCGCCUGUGCCGCCACCUGGCCAUCACCCCCGCACGCCUCCACCCCCACGAGGUGUACCUGGACCCAGCUGAUGCAGCAGAUCCCAGGAUUUCCUGUCUCCUGAAUGUCCCCGUGGAGAGCCUGAGGCUGCGCUUUGCCCUGCUGCAGUCCCUCAACACCACACUGGAGACAUUCUUCCUGCCACUGGUGGAGCUGCGGCAGACCAGCAUGUACGGGAACAGCAUCGCUGCCUUACUGCAGGAGGCCAAAGGUUUAAUCUUUUAUGACACAAAAGUCACUGUCAUGAACAGAGUGCUCAAUGCCACUGUGCAAAGAACUGCUGACCAUGCAGCCCCAGAAAUCACCCUGGAUCCCCUGGAAAUCGUUGGAGGGGAGGUCCGUUCCUCUGAGAAUUCCUACUUCUGCCAGGCUGCCCGGCAGCUGGGCUGUGUUCCCUCGUCCCAGCUCUGCGUCAAACUGGCCAGCGGGGGCGACCCCACCUACGCCUUCAACAUCCGCUUCACUGGGGAGGAGGUGCACGGCACCAGUGGAUCUUUCCGUCACUUCCUUUGGCAAGUGUGUAAAGAGCUCCAGAGCUCCUCCCUCUCCCUGCUCCUGCUGUGCCCCAGCUCUGCUGUCAAUAAGAACAAGGGCAAGUACAUCCUGACCCCCAGCCCCAUCACCUACGCCGAGGAGCAGCUGUUCCAUUUCUUCGGGCAGCUCCUGGGCAUUGCCAUCCGAGCCGAUGUUCCUCUGCCCCUGGACCUCCUGCCCUCCUUCUGGAAGACCCUGGUGGGAGAGCCCCUGGAUCCUGACGUGGAUCUGCAGGAAGCUGACAUCCUCACCUACAACUACGUCAAAAAAUUUGAAAAUAUCAGUGACGAGACAGAGCUGGAAGCUCUGUGUGCUGAAAUCGCCUCCCAGCACCUGGCAACAGAGAGCCCCGACUGCCCCAACAAACCCUGCUGCAAAUUCACCUACCUGAGCCUCACUGGGGAGGAGGUGGAGCUGUGUCCCAGGGGCAGGCACAUCCCUGUGGGGUGGGAGAACAAGGACGUGUACGCGGCCGCCAUCCGGAGCCUGCGGAUGCGGGAGCUGCAGACCCCGGAGUGCAUGACAGCAGUGAGGGCAGGGCUGGGCUCCAUCAUCCCCCUGCAGCUCCUGACCACACUCACCCCCCUGGAGAUGGAGCUGAGGACCUGUGGCCUUCCCUACAUCAACCUGGAAUUCCUCAAGGCACACACCAUGUACCAGGUGGGACUGAUGGAGACCGACCAGCACAUCGAGUUCUUCUGGAGUGCCCUGGAGAUGUUCACACAGGAGGAGCUCUGCAAGUUCAUCAAGUUUGCCUGUAACCAGGAGAGGAUCCCCUUCACCUGCCCCUGCAAGGACGGCGGCCCCGACACCGCCCACGUCCCCCCUUAUCCCAUGAAAAUCGCCCCCCCUGACGGCGCCGCAGGUUCCCCGGACUCGCGGUACAUCCGAGUGGAGACGUGCAUGUUCAUGAUCAAGCUCCCGCAGUAUUCCUCGCUGGACAUCAUGCUGGAAAAGCUCCGCUACGCCAUCCACUACCGGGAGGAUCCGCUCAGCGGCUGAGCAGGAGCAGGGAACGCCUGGAGGUGACUCCGUGACUCUGCCCACUGGAACCCCUUCGGUUCCCAUCCAGCACCUCCCGUGGGAUGGCUUUGGGGGUUAAUUUAUUUCCUGAACCUUCGUUCCCGUUACAGUAAUUCCCACAAGACUUCCAUUUUGUAUUCGUAGACUUCGUGGUGGACUGGUUCUUUUGCUGCCUUGUUUGUGGAAUAUUUGUAGGAUAGUUUAGUAAAGACCAGUUUGUGUAUAAUUUAAUCUGGGGAAAAAAACCUUUCCACCUGUACAUUUCUAAUUUUGUAAUCCACAAUGGUCUGCCCCUGCAAACAACACUGGCAGGGAGGGCAUUCCAAGGCCAGGAGCCCUUGGAGGGGAAGGCUCAUGGAUCACUCUCCCCCGAGAGGUUUUUGAGUACAAAAAUGCCAAGUUUGGGUGUGGGGAGGGAAUCACUGUGUGGGCAGGAGCAGAGCACGGGCAGGAUUUGUGGCACUUGCUUGAGGUUUGAAGCAGGAACUUUGCUGCAAAAACUGUUUUUCCACCUUUCCACCACUUUCCUUGAAAUUUUUUUAAACUCUGACCAAGCACAUGGGGGCUGCCACAGGGAACUGGAGGGUUCAGCUCAACACUUUUGGGAAAAUUUCCAAUAGAACAGUGAAAGGGCCGUGAUUCCAUUGGGUUCCUGCCCUAGAUGUUCUUGAAAGUCUGCUUUGCUUAGCAACAAAUUAAUAUAUUGUAAUUAAAAUAUGAGCAGAACAAAGCAGCUUCUCUCCAAAGGGUGUAAGAUACCACAGUCCAUCCCAAAUGGGUGGACUAUCCUAUUUCCCAGUGAGCUCUCAGAACAACCAGGGGGUGCUCAAACACCUGGAACUCAUUUUUGUACUCAAAAAUCUUUGAUCCAAGAGCAGAUUAUCCUAAAAACCUCUGCCACGUGGCAGGAGGACGCAGUCACCUGUCAGAAGAUAAAGCUCCUGUUUUGUGUGGAAAGCUGGGAUCCGGCUGCGGAGCAGGAACAACUCCACGUUUCACUGCUGUUCUGGGUGGUUCAGAGCAGCCCCUCCACAGGCGUCUCCUCCCUCCCCAGGAUUUCUGGGACACUCCAGCUUUGCUGAUCCCUCGGAUCCCGAGUUCUGAGGAAGAGACCGUCCCGGAAUCCGUCGGCGCUGCCCUCAAGCCGAGUGCCGGCGCGGAGCCGCCCGGGAGGCUCUGGCUGAGGUGACUGAACCUUCAGCUCGGUGUCCCGUGGCUCUGCAACAGCUCCCGGGAAUCCCAAAUGUAUUUAUUGUACAUUAUUGUGAAUAGUGGGAACGCUGAGUGCGUGGGAUGCGGGAGAGGCGGUGCGUGAGUUCGGGAUGGGUGUCCUUGUUCUUCCGUGAGCGAGUGGGAAUGGGAAUGCGUGUGCAGCACUCGUACGUAGUCGUCGGCAGCCGGAGUCUCCCAACCCCGUGGUUAGGAAGCUGUUACCCUCCCAAUGCAUAUUGCCCUGUCCAGGGAACAGAUCCAUGUAGGAAGUAUAUUUACUCUUGAAUCUCGUCCAUUUCCUGGUAGAAGCGUUUAUGUAGCUCAGAAACCACUCGGAGCAAGCGGGAACACCUGGAGUUUACAAAGACCAAGGGAAAACGAAGCCGAAGGGGCGGCUCGGAGCCGGGUUGUUCCCGUGGGGACACGGGGAACGCCGGCUGGAUUCCAUGGCAGAGCUGUGGCCUCGGGCUGGGCUCUCCCUGGGCUUAUCCUGGGUUCCAGUCCCAAAAUACCGAGGGGCCAUCCCGGAGGGCUCCGUGUGCCAGCGGUUCCCAAGGCUCCAGUUCCAGCUGUGAGUAAGAAACUGCUGCUACUGCGUGUGUGCUCCUUGGGGAAGCACAUCCGAGUGGAGCACCCUUGCACCCGGGCGUGUGCUGGAACAUUACUUGAUCCGUAUUUAUUACAGUUAAUUAUUUAUGAUUACAAAUAACGAACUUCUCGUCGCUGCCGUUUGCACCUGGGGGUGUAAAUGAAGCUUCUUCUACAGGACAAAUGUCACACCAAUAACCAACUUCCAUCAACUUUGGUUUGUUCUGGAGAACAGGAUGAGCCCCACAAGAGGACCUGUGGGAGUUUUUUGGCUUUUUUUUUUUUUUUUUAAUUCCGUGCUCCUGGGAAGGAAGUGCUGCAGCCCCCCAGCUGUGGCUCAAAUGGCCUUUUAAUUAAAGCUUUUCUAAUCAUCCUUAAUUCCUCGUGCUUUAAAUGAACUUGACAUUGUCUGUACUAGGCUUGUUUGUCAAAGCAAAGAUUGGUUUGUGAUGACUAUUAUUAUUUUUUUUAAUAUAUAUUCAUUCAGAAUGUAAAAUUAUACUAAACAAUGGAAAAACUCUGGAGCUGGGUAUUAGUUCUAGCUUGGUGUGUGUCCAUCUCGGUUCCAUACACGGCAUUAACCUGUAAGUGCUCUUGGCCAUCGAGUGUACACCUGCAUAAAGGAGAUUCUUAACAUCCCUGGAGGUGUUUGUGUCCUUCUUUGGGGCUUCAGGGAGUGGGAUCUGCUGCUGGAGCUGCCUGAGGCAGAGGAGGAGAACGGGGACAAAGGGAGCUGCAGCUUCUCUGUUGAAAUCUUUCUCUGUUGAAAUCCCACUUUUUUGGGUUCUUUGUGUUAUUUGGAACAAAACCU